Dalotia coriaria is the source of this 3365-nucleotide messenger RNA. It is a transcript of the gene Task6, whose product is annotated as TWIK-related acid-sensitive K[+] channel 6. Gene Ontology annotation, molecular function: potassium ion leak channel activity; outward rectifier potassium channel activity. The transcript is spliced from 8 exons. The coding region runs from base 938 to 2026 and encodes 362 amino acids. Gene Ontology annotation, cellular component: plasma membrane. Gene Ontology annotation, biological process: potassium ion transmembrane transport; stabilization of membrane potential. The record is from RefSeq and is a predicted model, not a curated record. Lineage: Eukaryota; Metazoa; Arthropoda; Insecta; Coleoptera; Staphylinidae.
ACGCCGUUGUCGGUUUAUCUAAUUGCGGAUAACACAAGGCAAAUCAACAUGUGACAUUGUGACAAUAACAUUUGUUAACGGCUGCGAGGAUAUUGAAUUCAUGGUGAUUCAUUGCCAGCAUAUUGUAAAUGUAAUCCGAACUUGGUAAACAAAUGAAUUAUGCUCGAUUUAGUGUUUUUAAAUGAGUUUAAACAAGUUUAAAACAAGUGUGAUGAAGACAAUUGAUGAUUUGUUAAAUUGGUUGCGGAAAAUUGUGAGAGUAACGCCAUCUAUACAAUCAAAUUUUCACUUACAAUCAGCGACUGUUGAAUGUUGCUGGCCGCAGCUCGCUCCGCAUGCAAUAGAAAAGCAUUAAAACCAAUGUGACGUCACUGCGACGUCGUUAUCGAUCGGGCCGCGCGGCGCACGAUAGGCGGCUAACGACACGGCGUCGCGCCGCCGCCGCCGCCGCCGCUGACUCGCGUGCACGAUUUUACUACCGCUGGACUGGCGGACGACGCACGGUCGUCGUUUUUCCACCGCUGGCCGCCGUCGCGUCUCGUCCACCUACCGAAAAUCACUCAAAAAUCCCUCAAUUUCAAUCUGAUUACGCUAAAAAUGUGGCCGGAUGAACAAUCGCAUUGGCUUGCGAUGCAGUGCGGGCUUCGAUAAUAUGUGCGCGGGUGGUUUUCGGGGGAGUUUUCCGCAUGAGGAGGCUUUUUUACGACCUGGACGCGGGUGUACGAAAUAAAGUGACUAACGGACGCAAUCGUGGAAAAUGUAAGGAUUUUCACCCCCGAAACGAACAAAAACAGGAAUAUUACUUAAAAAAACAAUUUUCAAAGUUAAUUAAAGAUGUGCGUGUGGCUUAAAAUGAACGGUGUAGUAAGCUAGCGUGCGGGUGCGUGGCGGCCAUCUUGUGCGCGUCGGCAAUCAUGACGCACGCGGAUGACGAAGAAUGAAGAAGCAAAACGUUCGCACGCUAUCGCUGAUUGUGUGCACAUUCACGUACCUGCUCAUCGGCGCUGCGGUCUUCGACGCCUUGGAGUCGAAGACGGAGCGGCAGCGAAAAGAAAUCUUUCAAGAAAUUGAAAAGAUUGUAAAGGAUAGAUACAAAAUAUCCGACGCGGAUUUUAAAAUAAUGGAGACUGUCGUGCUGAAGUCUGAGCCGCAUCGUGCCGGAAAACAAUGGAAGUUCGCCGGUGCGUUUUACUACGCCACGACGGUUCUAACCACAAUUGGUUACGGCCAUUCUACGCCAAGCACCAUCGCCGGCAAGCUUUUCACCAUGUGCUAUGCCAUGAUUGGCAUCCCAUUGGGUUUGGUUAUGUUUCAAAGCAUUGGUGAACGUGUCAACAGACUUAGCAGUGUAAUAAUAAGAUCGGUAAAGUCUUCCCUCAACUGCCGUAAGACGACAGCGUCCGAACUGGAUUUGAUCUGCGUUGUGACCACUCUGAGUUCGUUGACGAUCGCAGGUGGCGCUGCUGCAUUCUCACGCUACGAAGGCUGGAGCUAUUUCGACUCGGUCUACUACUGUUUCAUCACGCUGACCACAAUCGGCUUCGGGGACAUGGUGGCGCUGCAGAAGGACUCGGCAUUGAGCGAUAAACCCGAGUACGUUAUGUUUGCGCUCAUCUUUAUUCUCUUCGGGCUGGCGAUUGUUGCCGCCUCGUUGAAUUUGCUCGUGUUGCGGUUUGUCACGAUGAACACCGAGGAUGAACGAAGGGACGAAGCGCAAGCUAUGCAGGCACUAGCUGGCGCUGUGAGGCUUGAAGGUGAUGUCAUCACUGCAAAUGGCUCCAUUCUCAGCGGUCACAUCGGUCACCAUUGUACAGAAACAACUUCCCUCGAUCCCGAUGAUACCUCAGUGUGUUCUUGUCCGUGCGGAUGUUUUCCAACCAACAGUAAACACAGGUUUUCGGUGAGAAGAUCAUCCACGCAAGCGCGCCAUCUACUGCCGGUGUUGCCAAUGCAUGAGCUGCACUUGCCGCAGGGGCAGCAACUGCCGCCUCCGGCUAUUUACCCGAAUCACCGUGCCUCCAUAUGACCAUCUCACCGCUACCAGCGCUCGUCGUCGAACUGAGCGACGUAUUCUCAACGCAGUAGACACAUUGUGAUAAUGCGGGCGCCAUUUAACCUAAAACAUAACUGAAAAUCGAAACAAAACAAAUGGACUGUUGUGUGCUGAUUGAUUUAGAUUUACUAAUCGGUAGGUAAUUACAAACAAUUCAAUAACGGUGUGAUGAAUGCGCGAAUAUGUGUCAAAGCAACAAAUGCGAAGCGAAUACGCACCAAUAAUGUACUUUGCUUGCACGAAAACAAGAUGGCGGAUAUAUGCCUGCGAUUUCCACACGAUUUUUGCGAUUUUGCGACGAAUUUAUUAACGAUUAUGCUUCCAUUUAUCGAUUUAUCAAACAGAAUAUUUCUACGCGUAACAAUUGGGAACAAAUCGUAGCUGAACGCGUUGAUUAAAUCACAGAUUUGCCAAAAAAUAAAAACAAAACCUACACAAUUUUCAAUGCGGUUGUUACUUGUUCUUUGUUUGGAAUUGCAUUAAUUAAGAACAAAAUACGGACUGAUGGGUGCUUCCUAACUAUUUUAUCAACAAAUAUUUUCACUUGUUUCGUUAUUUUGUGUGAAGCUGGGAGAUAGGCAACCAAAUCAUCGACUUGUGCAUCAAUUAUUUCACAGACAAAGAAAUACUUAACGAUUUGAGUACGUAGGCAACCCAAUGUGCACACAAUCGAGACUAGCCAAUCGCACCGCCACACGAAACCAACCGAAUCAAUUAUUACUAUCUACUCACUCAAUACUAAAUGAUAAACAAACAUAUUGAAAUAUUGACAUUAGAAGAAGAUCCCCCAAAAACCACAACACGCAUAUAAUAUUCCUAUAUUUGCAUAUUCGCAUUGACCAAUGUUUUCUAUGUAAUAGAUUCGUUUUUGUUAUUUGUUAUUUAGUGCUUCCCAUUUUGUACAUAUUUAAUUGUUGUCAAAUUGUUGUCUUUAUCAUUAUCGUAAAUGUUUGCGAGAACACGCCAAAGAUGCAAAUCGAUGCGCCAAAUUUUAACCUAAAUAUGCCAAUUGAUAUUAAACCAAGAUGGCCGACAUGUUCUUAUGUUUAAUCCAGCGCGCCAUGUUUGCUCUAAAAAGUCUUUACUAAUCUACAUAAUCUUAAACAUUUGCAUUUGAACUUUAUUGACAUAUUGACUAUAUAUAGGGGUGUAGGACGUGAUGCAUACAUUUUGUACAUAAUCAGACUGUUUUAAUGUAAAUAUUAUCCCGAGCGAGAAUAGCUAUUAAAAAUUUCAAAUAAAGAAUCAACCAAGAACGUGCGGGGAAUACAACAAACACAAUGAAAUAAAGUAAAUUUAGUAGUUGCGUAAA